AUGAAGUGUUACGUCAUUCUCGUAAGUUUUUUGAGUGUGUUCGUGUUCGUGAGUUCGGCUCCAUUCUUAUCAUCAUCAGGAGGUAAUUCUGGUACCCAACUACAGCUUGGAUCUGGAGGUGGAAGUGGAAGUAGUGGAAGCAGCGGAGGAGGUUUAGGCGGUUUAACAAAUAUUUUAUCCCAAAUUGAUUUACCUGGAUUAUUAAGAGGAAUUAAUAGUUUUGUAAAAUUAGUUGGAGUAUUUUGUCCGCCAUGUUCACAGAUAUUAGACAAUGUCAUUCAAAACGUAACCAGUACAGCGUUUAGAGUAUUCGGUAGAGCCAUUCUACAAGGAGGAGGUUUAGGAGGCGGCAGAGGCGGAGGUGCUGCAAAUUCAGUAAAUGUAGUCCUUCCCACCUUCCCACCAGAUGAAGAUGAUUAUGAUGAUGAUGAAGAUAGUGAUAAACCUGCAGAAGCAAUCGAUAAUAGAUCUGGAGUAACUAGCGAAUCAGCACCUCUUGUAGAAAGUACCACGGCUAAAAAGGAAACGGAAAAUGCUGUUAUUACAUCCGCCGCUGACGAGAGCAACUUGAUCGCCCGAAGGAGUGCGAGGAAAACCAGAGAAGCAGCUGCGGAUCAAGCGCCGGCAGAAUCAGUACCACAACCUGCUGAAGAUCUUUCUGAAAUCGAAGAUGAUCAAGAUCGGAAUAAGAGGUUCCUGCCCUUUGGAGGAGGUUCUAGCUCCGGAGGGUCUGGAAACUUCUUAUUCGAUAUUAUUAGGAACACAGCUGAUCGUGCUGCCCGAAUGGUGGGCACUAUCUACAGAAUGGUAGCUGGUACACAACACUUUGGAUGGACUUCUGAUCCUAACGGAACUCCAGAAAACACAGACCAUCUUGCAGCUCAAUCUUCUACCGCUGUACAGCUGGUAGCUGGAUCCGGAGCAACAGAGGAAUCAGAUGAAAAAGCCAAUUCACCAGAUGGCGUUGAUGGUGAAGGUGCCCAGAAAAGCGCAGAUCACCAAUACAGCGAAGGCAUUCCCGGACCUAUCACUAGAUUACUUGUCAUAGCUAAUAGAGGAGUAGCCAAUUUAAUCCAAGAUUUAAUUCUCCGUUUGGCCCAAACCAGUGAGAGGUUGGUUAACUUCAAAGCUCGUUUGAUAACAUCCCUCAUAUAA
This is a messenger RNA of Diabrotica balteata, 1155 nucleotides long. The record is from the annotation of a GenBank genome assembly. NCBI's taxonomy places the organism in Eukaryota, Metazoa, Arthropoda, Insecta, Coleoptera, Chrysomelidae.